AUGCAAGAAGAAAUAUUGCAAAACCUAUGGAAAGUGGCCCAAGGUAAAUGGGAGUCGGGCGUCCUUCCCAGCGCCGAGAGCUUGGCUAGAGCCCGAGCUUCUCUGCCUAAUAGCCUUCCCAAUACAGGUGCCAGUCUUGAUUCAGUUCAAAAACACAUUCUGGAUGAUAUAGUCCCGGCCUUCAAUGGAGGGAGUAUCAGCCCCAACUAUUAUGGAUUCAUAACAGGCGGAGUCACGCCGGCAGCGCUCUUCGCAGACAACGUCGUGUCUGCCUACGACCAAAAUGUCCAAGUCCAUCUAUCAAACCACUCUAUCGUCACGGAUGUCGAGUUCCAUGCAAUCGGUCUGCUAGCAGACCUCUUUCGACUGGACCGCUCCUCAUGGCAUAACGGGACUUUCACCACCGGUGCCACGGCGAGUAACAUUCUCGGUCUUGCCCUUGGGCGCGAGUUCGUCCUCCAGAAAGCUGCUGAAAAGAAAGGAAGCCCAAUAUACAGUGUUGGAGAAGAAGGCCUAUUUGAAGUGUUACAGGCGCUCGGCCUUUCUGGCAUUCAAGUACUGUCGACGCUCCCUCAUUCUUCUCUAGUCAAGGCUGCAGGUGUUCUCGGCAUUGGGCGCACCAAUGUUCGAAAUAUCUGUCUUGCGAAUAAUCCGCUUCAUUUUGAUAUGGAUCAGCUGGAAAAAGAGCUUGCACGGACGGACAAAGUCAGCAUCGUCGCUAUAUCCUGCGGAGAGGUCAACACUGGCCGGUUCGCUACAUCUGGCAUGGAUCAAUUAGCUGAAAUUCGUCGGUUGUGUGACAAGUAUGGCGCUUGGAUUCAUGCUGACGGUGCAUUUGGAAUCUUCGGUCGAGUAUUAGAUGACAACCCGGAAUUCGCAACUGUUAGGAAGGGAGGUGAUGGCAUAGAACUGGUGGACUCGAUUACCGGCGAUGGCCACAAGCUCCUGAAUGUGCCUUAUGAUUGUGGUUUCUUCUUAUGCCGACACCCUAACUUGGCUUUCCAGGUCUUCCAGAAUGCGAAUGCAGCCUAUCUCACUGCAGCGGCAUCUGAUGGGCCCUCUAUUCCAUCCCCUCUGAAUAUCGGAAUUGAGAAUUCUCGCCGAUUCAGGGCAUUGCCCGCGUACGCGUCUCUCCUUUCAUAUGGCAAAGAUGGAUACCGAGAAAUGCUGGAGCGUCAAAUUCGACUUGCUCGCGCCAUUUACGAUUGGAUUUUUGAACACCAGGAGUACAUUCCUCUACCACAGACGAUUUCCAAAACAGAGCUCCUGGACCAAACAUUUAUGAGCGUCUUGUUCCGCGCCAAGGACAAUGCUUUGAACAGUGAGUUGGCGAAAAAGAUCAAUGACACCGGCAGGAUGUUUGUCUCGGGAACAAGCUGGGAUGGGGCCCCUGCUUGUCGAGUUGCUAUCUCCAAUUGGCGAGUUGAUGUCGAGCGAGAUGUCGCCUUGGUGACAGGUGUGCUAGCAGAGGUUUCUCAGAGCUAG
Molecule: messenger RNA, 1485 nt
Organism: Penicillium atrosanguineum
Lineage: Eukaryota; Fungi; Ascomycota; Eurotiomycetes; Eurotiales; Aspergillaceae
Product: pyridoxal phosphate-dependent decarboxylase family protein
Exons: 1
Coding region: 1-1485 (494 amino acids)
Biological process (GO): carboxylic acid metabolic process
Molecular function (GO): pyridoxal phosphate binding; carbon-carbon lyase activity
Source: RefSeq, a predicted model, not a curated record